Platichthys flesus (European flounder) is the source of this 1160-nucleotide messenger RNA. RefSeq names its product endoribonuclease YbeY-like. The record is from RefSeq and is a predicted model, not a curated record. Gene Ontology annotation, biological process: rRNA processing. Gene Ontology annotation, molecular function: metalloendopeptidase activity. The coding region runs from base 404 to 910 and encodes 168 amino acids. Lineage: Eukaryota; Metazoa; Chordata; Actinopteri; Pleuronectiformes; Pleuronectidae. The transcript has 4 exons.
CCACCGGAAGUUCCCCAUGCGAGCUGCCGGUGUGUCUCACGUCACGUCUUGGUGGCCGGUUGGUUCAUCGUGGAGGUUUUUUAAAAACCGACCCAGCAGCCACUCUUUGAUUUUUUUAAAUGACAGGAAAUGCGUGACUCCUCGCGACUACACGGUCACGUCCAAACAAACCAGGCCGGGCGCACGCAGCCGCCUUCGGGGACCGGCACGAGGAGGCUGCCGCGACGUGUCACCUUGAAUUGCGCCUGCUCGGAUGCUAACGCCGAGCUAACAACAUCAACAACAACAACAACAAUCACACGACUCGUUCACAGCGGCUGUCACCCGGGGGCUGCUUGGUUUCCACGUGGACUCAUGUCCCCGCGCUUCUCAGUGGCCGCACGGGGUUUUUAGGAAACAGAAGAUGGGGGUAGUUCUUCGGAACCUCCAAAAGGUGGUGUCCCUCCGCCGCGCCCGGCUGCGACGGGACGUGGACACGCUGAGACACAUCCUGGGCGUCCACAAGUUCGACGUGGGCAUCGUGUGCGUGGACAAUCAGAAGAUUCAGCAGAUCAAUCACACCUACAGGAAGAAGAAUGUCCCCACGGAUGUCCUCUCGUUCCCAUUCUACGAGGACCUACGACCUGGUAAGCUGCCGUGUCCUCUUCAUAGAGACGAGCUGAACCUAGGAGACAUUUUCCUGGGGGUGGAGUUUGUGAUGAAGCAGUGUCAGGAGGAGUCUCUGGAUCUUCACGAUGCUCUCACUGUGGUCACUGCACAUGGGAUCUGUCACCUGUUGGGCUACAGGCACGAGACUGAGGAAGAAUGGACUGAGAUGCUGCAGAGGGAAAGCUACAUUCUCACCGAGUACAACAGACUCACAGGACGUCACCUGCAGCCACUGAUGAAGACAUGUGAUCACGACAGAUGACAGUGGCUGCCACCGGCUGCCUUCACAGCUCAACACUCAACUCUGUGUACUAUGGUGCUUGAUAUUGCUUGUACACGGUCAUGCAACCAGAUCAGAUGUUUUAUUUACUGUCAUAGCAACAUAAAUAUGUUGCUACCGCUUCUGGAAGGACUGAAACAUGCAGCUACUGGUUCUGUGGAAGUCCACAAGCACUGGAUCCAUGUAUUGUUAUAGAGUUUUACACAUUAAAUUAAAAGUCUGUUCACUUUCA